Messenger RNA from Melampsora larici-populina 98AG31, 813 nucleotides. RefSeq lists its product as uncharacterized. The record is from RefSeq and is a predicted model, not a curated record. Gene Ontology annotation, molecular function: ATP binding; ATP hydrolysis activity. Gene Ontology annotation, biological process: cellular response to heat. The coding region runs from base 1 to 813 and encodes 270 amino acids. The transcript has 6 exons. NCBI's taxonomy places the organism in Eukaryota, Fungi, Basidiomycota, Pucciniomycetes, Pucciniales, Melampsoraceae. Gene Ontology annotation, cellular component: cytosol; cytoplasm.
AUGAGUCAAGACCAAUUGCAUUGUUUUUGUUCUAUGCGAUUUGAUAACUGUGGGCCUUUGGGGACCGGUAAUACUUUACUUACCAAGGCUUUGGACAAAUUCUUGUUCAAUAGUGGAGAUGCAAUCUGCCGAAUUGAUGGGAGUGAAUACUCUGAGAAGCAUAGUGUUAGUCGCUUGAUUGGCUCUCCGCCCGGUUACGUCGGUCGCGAAGAAGGAGGAACCUUCACUGAAUGGGUACGAAGGAAACCUUACAGCAUCGUAUUGAUUGAUGAGAUUGAGAAAGCCUCAAGAGAGUUUACUGAAUUGUUCUUACAAGUCUUGGAUGAUGGUCGAUUGACUGAUAGUCAGGGAAGAGUAGUCAGCUUUAGAAAUUGUCUGAUUGUAAUGACGAGUAAUUUGGGAGCUGUAUACCUGAAUGAGACGCCUGAAGAUGGACCGGUACCUGAAUCGGCUAAGAUUUUGGUUCAUAGUGCUAUUUGUGCACACUUUGCUCCUGAAUUCUCAACAAGCUUGGAUCAGCACAAAUCCGAUCAAUUGAACGUCCGAUUGGCUGAGAUUCAAAAACGACUGUACAUCAAUGGAAAGGAUAUCACUUUGGAAGUAGACGAUAAGGCAAGAGAUAGCUUGGGUCUAGCUGGAUUCAAUCCACAGUAUGAAGAAAGAAUUAGGGAUGGAGAAGUGGCGAUGGUAACAGCUGAUUGGAGAGCUAAUCAAAUCUUAAUCAGACCUAAUCAUGAUGCUACUUCUAUGGAUAUUGAUGGGGAGAUUGACGGCUUGGAGGAUGAUGAUAUCAAGAUUGAAGAAGUUGAUUAA